AUGGAUGAAUCAUAUACAUUAAAGAUUCUUGAAGGUGGUAUGGAAAUAGCUGCAAAAGAGAUAUGGGGUGUAUUACACGCCUUAGAAACUAUCCUACAAUUGACUUAUAGAAGUGAAUGGGAUUCGAAGGUGAUAUAUGAAGCUUCUGUAAAUGAUGUUCCAGCAUAUUCACAUCGUGGAAUUAUGAUUGACACAGCUAGACAUUUUCUAAGUGUCUCUGAGAUUGAAAAAAUCAUCGAUGCAAUGUCCAUGGUUAAAAUGAAUGUUCUACAUUGGCAUGUUACGGAUGAUGAAUCAUUCCCGUUUGUAGUGUCAGCUUACCCACAACUAUCGGCACAGGGUGCUUUUAAUCCUCAAUUGAUGGUCUACCAACAUAAUGAAGUGUUAUCCUUAUUAGAGUAUGCACGUUUACGGGGUGUACGUGUUAUGGCGGAAUUUGAGACUCCAGCUCACACACAGUCAUGGGGCAGCAUUUCUAACACGUUCCUUACUCAGUGUUACAAGGACGGGCAACCAGAGGAUAGAUAUGGUCCAGUCAAUCCAAGUGAUGAAGAAACUUUCACAGCUCUAUCAAAUAUCUUUAAUGAAAUUCUCGGUGUAUUCCCUGAUACCCUACUUCAUUUCGGUGGUAGCGAGGUAACAUUUGACUGUUGGCAAUCUAAUCCAACUAUUCAAGAAUUUAUGCAAACACAAAGCUUUGGUGAUGAUUACAAUUCACUCGAAGAUUAUUAUUUCCGAAAACUUAUGGAAACUGUUCUUGGAGCAAAUUCAUCAGAAUGGACAGUUUCACCAGUCAUUUGGGAAGAUGCAUUCGAUAAUGGAUAUCGUGGUGAACCAGCAACUGUAGUACACGUACAUCAACCUGAAUACAAGUCAGUACUAGAAGAGGCCACAAAAGCUGGAUACAGAGUAAUCACUAGCUCGUGCUGGAAACUGAAUGAAAAGAAGCUUGGUGAUGAUUGGAGAAAAUAUUAUGAAUGUGAUUUCAGUACAUUUGAUGCUACUGAUGAUCAGCUAGCCUUACUAAUUGGUGGUGAAGCUUUACUAUGGGGUUUCUAUGUGGAUGAUGCAAAUCUAUUUCCAGCAACUUGGCCACUAGCUGCAACCGUAGCUGAACGACUUUGGUCUACAGAACCUCCAGAAACUGAAGUAUUCGCACAAGAACUUGAUGAACUUCGUUGUCGAAUGUUAAGACGUGGUUGGAGUGCUCAAGCGAUAACUGGACCUGGAUUCUGUUCCCCAUAG
Trichobilharzia regenti is the source of this 1245-nucleotide messenger RNA. The record is from the annotation of a GenBank genome assembly. NCBI's taxonomy places the organism in Eukaryota, Metazoa, Platyhelminthes, Trematoda, Strigeidida, Schistosomatidae.